This is a messenger RNA of Aricia agestis (brown argus), 3168 nucleotides long. It is a transcript of the gene p130CAS, whose product is annotated as breast cancer anti-estrogen resistance protein 1. The transcript is spliced from 9 exons. Gene Ontology annotation, cellular component: plasma membrane; cytoplasm. NCBI's taxonomy places the organism in Eukaryota, Metazoa, Arthropoda, Insecta, Lepidoptera, Lycaenidae. The record is from RefSeq and is a predicted model, not a curated record. Gene Ontology annotation, biological process: cell migration; cell surface receptor protein tyrosine kinase signaling pathway. Bases 32 to 2014 code for a protein of 660 amino acids. Gene Ontology annotation, molecular function: protein binding.
CUGGUCAGUAGUCAGUUGACAUCACACAGUGAUGGUCGUCCACGGCAAAUUCAGUGACUUUGUGCGGAAAAUAUCUAGAUCUAGCAUUAGACGCUGCAAUAUGUGCAAUAGUAAACAUGUGAAAAAUGACGCAAAAAAAUAUGUGACGGAUGAAAUAAAAUGUGUGAGAUUCGAUGAAAAUGGGAAAAAAUGUGUUCGAUUCGAUGAAAACGCGAAUAAAACGAAUGAAAAUGGCAGACAAGAAGUGUGCAUGGCGCGCGCUCUAUACGACAACAUCGCGGAGUCGCCGGACGAGCUGGCGUUCCGGCGCGGCGACCUGCUCACAGUCCUCGAGCAGAACACCGGCGGCAGCGAGGGCUGGUGGCUGUGCUCGCUGAGGGGCAGACAGGGAAUAUGUCCGGGCAACCGUCUGCGGAUAGUGGCGGGUGUGUUCGACGCCAGCGCGCUGCGGCGGCGGGCGCGCACGCCUGCGCCCGUCGCGCACCAGCCCAUGCCCGCGCAACAGUCACCAGCUUUUACCAAAAUCGAAGAAUGUUCACACUACGACGUGCCGCGCGCGCCGAUGCCGGUGCAGCGUAUAGGCACGUACGACUGCCCAAAGCCAGCCGCGGAUUGGUACGAUGCGCCGCGAGCUCCGAGGCCAGCAAGCGCAGACUCCGCCUGCAGUGGCACGGGGUCUCUGACGUCAGCUACUUCCAGCGCUUCAGCCAAUUCUGGGAGUUCAGCACAUUCGGCACAUUCGAUGCACUCCGCGCACUCGGGGCACUCAGCAAUAUCGACGUCCAGCAUGUACGAUGUUCCUCGAUCCAGAGCGCUGCCGCUACCGUGUGAUGCGGCUUUGGAAGCAUUAGAGCGAUUACAGGAGGAAGCAUCAGCGGCAGUUUCCCGUCUGCUCUCCUACGUGUGCCCCGGGUGGCGGCGGCGCGGCGCACUGCGGGCUCGCGCGCUCGACGUGCGUGUAGCGGGCGCGCGGCUGCGUGCGGCGUUGCACGACCUAGCUGUGUUCGCGGAUGCCACGCUGGCCAAUGCGCACGAUGCGCAAGACAAAGGUAUCGCAGUAAAAUUAAGGCCACUAGUGAAAGCGUUAAAGGACGCGGAGAGAAUAACCCACGAAGCCACCAGCGCGUUGGACGCAGGCGACUGGGCACCAGAGCGGCUGGAGAGAGACAGGGAGCCGACUGACGGGACACAAGAUGCUCUGGAUCAGCUGGUGGCCUGCGCCAGGUCACUGACUGAAGACGUGAGGAGGGCCGCUUCGUUCAUACAUGGAAACGCUUCGCUGCUGUUUAGGCGAGCAGUAACAGUCCCGGAGCACGAGUGGACGGAGGAGUACGACUACGUGCGCUUGGAGUCGCGGUCGGCGGUGGGCAGACGGAACGCGGAGAUCAGAGCCGCGCUGCCCGACAAGCUGCGCGCGUCGUUUGAUGCGCUGGUGCGGGAUGCUGAUCAUGCGGGAGAGGUCAGCGCAGUAGCAGCAGCCACAAGACUGCCGCCCGACGAUCGCCAGCUGGCAGCAUUUUACGCGGCGCAGACCGCCACUUAUGGGGCUCAUUUGUCAACCGCAGUCGAGGCCUUCCUCAAGACCAUAGAGAUGGGCCAACCUCCAGAUGUGUUCCUAGCGCACGGGAAAUUCGUCGUGUUGAGCGCGCACAGAAUAGUCCAUGUUGGAGAUACUGUUCAUAGGAGCGCCCAGCACGCUGGCUUAAAAACAAAAGUAUUACGGUGUUCCGACGCGCUGUCGGAAGCCUUAGCAGCAACAGUGGCGAAGACGAAGGCCGCCGCGCUACAGUUCCCGUGCGCUGUCGCCGCAGCAGAAAUGGCGUCCUCCGCACGGAACCUCGCAGCACGGGCGACAGAUCUUCGCCGAACUUUAGUCCAUGCUGCGGAACCACCCGAAGCGUUGAUGACCCCUGCUACAACGGUACCCCCGUCUUCAGCGCAUACCCCUUUAACGCCGUUGACCCCUAUGACCCCUCACGCACACAACGGCACGACGUCGCUGCCUGUACUAUAAAACUGUGAAUGUAACGAAUCAGUUAUUGUUGCUUAUUGUUGUUAAGCUAGGCUUGCUUGAGACAGUUAAUGAGACUGAGUUCUCGGUAGGUAUCCCUCAAGUUGAAAAUGAAAUUGAGGUGAUAUCUCUUUCCUUCUCAUUUAGAUCUAGCGUGGGACAGAGAUGGAAAACUGCCUCCGUCUACAAAAAACCAGUGCUACAAUUUUGUAAUGAUAGUGCAAGAUCAAGAUGCAAAAUAGAAUAAUCUAGUUCACUACUAUACAAAUAUAGAAAGUAGCCUGUGCUUGUUCGGUAUAGAUAACAAUCUAAAAUAGUUUAGGAUAAAAAAUGGAGUGAGACAAAGGCUAGGGUUCAAACGUAGCCUUUUACUAUUAGACGGCAUUUCCAUUUCGAAAUUUUGUACUUAAAUCAUAUUUUAAGCUAUUUAGGGAUUUGAAAAAUGUUUAUUCGUAUAAGUAUGGGACGUAUGGCAGGAAGGUCCCGAGAUUCAGGAGUUAGAACUUAUGUUGUGAUCUUACACAUGAAUUUCUUGAUUUAUGGCUACCAUUUUGACGGUUUAACUUUUAAAAAUAAAAUUUUGUCAUUUUGACAGUUCAGCUUUUUAAAUUUUAUAAAUGCAACUGUCAAAAUCAAAGUUGGUGGCCUACCUUGCCCAUAAAGUUAAUAUACGGUACCUAAUCUUGCCCUGUCGUUCCCUAAUGUGCAGGAAGCUUUUAGCUCCUAGACUCUAGAGGCCGGCCGGUUCAGAUUUAUUUUAAUUCGAAGUUUCUUUGAGAAUGAUCCUUAUGACUUUAGUAUCAAGGUUCUAUGUGAUGUAAAAUAAUUUUGGACGGGCUGUGCCUCAAUACUUCGCGGUAUUUGACCAAAGAAAACUGAUUGGAUCACAAACUGACACUUAAAUUGUUUAUUUUUUGCUGAGACUUCCAGUUGUUCAAAUUUUAAGCGUAGGUACUCAUUAUUAGUAUUGGACUUUUUUCCAUAUCAAUAUAUUAAUUUUGAGAACAAUAAAUUUUUGCACAUAUUUUAAAUAGCGCUCAAGUUAUAGCAUGAUUGAUGCUGUACCUGAUAUUAUGGCCUAACACUGCAGACAAAGCCAAUUUAGAAAUGUGUUCAUGUAUUUACAAACAAAUAUAUAUAAUACAAAUUCAGUUUCU